Messenger RNA from Marasmius oreades (fairy-ring Marasmius), 2862 nucleotides. RefSeq lists its product as uncharacterized. Bases 1 to 2862 code for a protein of 953 amino acids. Gene Ontology annotation, cellular component: cytoplasm; exocyst. The record is from RefSeq and is a predicted model, not a curated record. Gene Ontology annotation, molecular function: protein binding. Lineage: Eukaryota; Fungi; Basidiomycota; Agaricomycetes; Agaricales; Marasmiaceae. Gene Ontology annotation, biological process: Golgi to plasma membrane transport; exocytosis. The transcript has 10 exons.
AUGGAAAAGUUUGCGACCCUACAACCUACACGAUUGUACAAUACUGUGCGAGGAAUACCGACCCAAAAACCACCACAUGGGGGACCAAAACUCAUAGGCAAGCUUCCAACCGACAUUCACCUCCUUAUCCUUCUCCACCUACCCAUUCCUGAUUUCCCAAGCUACAUUGGCACAUGUCGUGCGGCUGCUACACUGAUCGGAGACGAAAAGAUAUGGGAAAGGAGAUGGAAGGCUCUCAAGGUCGAGAAAUACGGGCUGCAAGGCGUUCUGAAUGACCUCGAUGCCCGCAACAAGAUACGAACAGGUGCCUCCAGGGCAGCAGCACCACCCACGAUAGCAGUCGAUGAUGAUUUCGGCGAUUUCGCUUCUGGAGAUUUGGCAGCCGGAACGGUAGAUGAGAUGGGCGAUUUUGUUGGUGCUAGCGGGUUCGAUGUUGCGCUCGCCGCUGCUGCGCCAAAGGCACCGGUAUUUCUCGUUGACGCAGGAUUGAGCAACACAAACAAUAGCAAGAGUUACAAAGGCCGGUUUAUACGAGCUCAUAUUCUUCUCAAACCCCUCACCAAGGUUCUAAACCAACCUCCUCAUGUCAUCCUCUCUUCGCUCGCAUCUUCACUUGAUACUAGGUCGAUACGACAGCAAGCUCUCACUCUUUGUCUUCUCUCUUCAUUUCUAUCCCCUCAAAUUCAACCCGUACGACAAUGGUUCACUUUACAUUCCUCGUUACGCUCGGCUAUGGACCGUUUCGAUGCCAAUCUGCUUGCUGCGUUUGACUUGAGUGAUAGCAAAUCAGACGAAGCAGGAAUGCGGGAGGCGGCAGAUUCUAGUUGGCUGAUUUGGGUUUCAGACACAACGACUGCAAAGGCGGUCUUUACAGUAGAUUGGGAGAUGGGAAAGGUUUGGGCAGAGAAGCGAGAGAUUUUCUAUGAGAGUAAAGGCAAUCCACUCGAUAACGUCAAUGACUCUGGACAGUUGGACUUUGAUGCUAUGGACGAAUUCGUGACUAUUGUACGGGAAUCUAUACUCGAGCAUGGAUCAAGAGCCAUUCGCGUCUUUCCCCCGGAAUCGCAGGUGCUGAUUAUGUUUGCUGAGCGGGUCGCAAACGAGGUGGUCGCCGAUUACAUAUCCUCACUCCUCCUUCGCGCCCGCGAAAUAUCCACAGACACUUAUCUCAAGGCUGUUGCGGCGACUUUCAAGGAAGGGUGGAGGGUGGUUGAUGCGAUCAUGUUGGCUGCUGCUGCAAACGGCAAGGAUCCAGUAGACAAUAGCGUUACUCAAACGAGGGCAGAGGAUGUCGUAUAUCAGAUGUUUGAACAAAACAUGGACGAAUACCUUGACGAAGAGAUAGAGACUGUGAAGCUUACCCUAGAAAAGAUAUGCAAAGGGUGGGAGAAACAGAUGUCCAAGACAGUUGGAACUACAGCUCAAAAACAAGGACGCUUCCUUGCAUCAAACAAUCCCGCUCAGGUCAAACGGAAUGUCCUCGCUUCUUUCACUGACGUACUGCUUUUACCGGUGACCAUAGUCCCAAGAACAGUCGGAGCGGUCGGCGGCGCGAUCGUGAGUGGUGGUAAAAUGGUGACGGAGGGAACUGUUCAAGGGAUAGCGAUGCUUAAUCCCAUUCGAUGGGGUGCAGGAGCUCAUACUGCGAACGACGAUAAGGAGGGUUACUUACGCGGCGGAACAGGAGAUAUGGUCUUUGAGAUUGGACAGGAAUCGGAUGACGAAGACGAUGUGAAUGAUACCAAGACGCAUACAAAAACGACAUCACUGUCUUCGGUUACAUCUAGCUCCAAAGCGAUUUCGCUUGCACCUUCCACCACCAUGACAUCGGUCGGUUCUGCACGGAGCAAUGAUGAUCUCGACCAGAUGGACCUUCUGCUUUCCCUCGAUGUUGCACUGGAGCUCAUUCAUGCGGACAGAGAGGCUCUUAAACGUGUUGAGACCUUCGCAGGUUAUCCCGGUCAUUAUGGUCACCGGGUCAGAGACACUAUUGAGGAGAUCUUCAUUUUGAUGCUGAGUACUAUGACCGAAGGGCACCUAAGUAAGGGCUUUGGCGAGGCGACGACGCGAAUGACAUCUUACAAACCCGCUGAACACGAGGAAACGACCAGCGUUGCUCCAUUAUUACAAUUCUUCGAGCUAGUUCACAUAGGUGAUACUAUCCAAAGCAUGGUCCAGGUGUAUUUCGAUAAAGAACUGGCGCCGCACAUCGAUCGAACGGAUUUCUUGAACGCUGUGGUACGAGAGAAGAAGCGUUUUGAAAAUACUCUUGACGAUUGCGUAGCCGGCGGCUUGAAUGCUGGUACUGAGGUGCUGAUGAACCAGGUUGAACAUAUCAUCAACAAAUUCACGAAACCAAGGGAGUACUAUCCUCCCGACGGUGCUGAUCAGGAUCUUGGCCCGACUCGAGGUUGCACAGAAGCCAUAAAAUGCUUGGAGGUUCACUGUAAGCUUUUGAAGGGAAGUACGAGUAGAGAAGUCUUGGAAGUGUUCUACCAGGAGGUCGGAAUACGCUUGAUUGGGAUCCUUCAAAAGCACAUAAAACGACAAAUCAUCUCACUCAAUGGCGGCUUUCAAGUGAUAGCAGACCUGAAUGCUUAUCACGCCUUCAUCUCAUCUCUCAAAGUGACUUCGAUAGCAUCCGAUUUCUCGCACCUCAAAAUGCUGGGACAUGUUUACGUUGUCGAGGACGCGAAAGAUCUGGCCCAAAUUGUGAAGGAUGUUGCGAGGUAUGGCGGAUCUUACCGGCCAGAGGACAUAUACGAGUUUAUUCAGCGGCGGUCCGAUUGGAAAAAGAUCGAAAAAACGGUGGACAAAACGAUGUAUAACCUCAGUUUCAAGGAGGAUUGUGUCAUUUCAUAG